Molecule: messenger RNA, 1739 nt
Organism: Thunnus maccoyii (southern bluefin tuna)
Lineage: Eukaryota; Metazoa; Chordata; Actinopteri; Scombriformes; Scombridae
Product: tumor necrosis factor receptor superfamily member 14
Exons: 10
Coding region: 243-1367 (374 amino acids)
Biological process (GO): cellular response to interleukin-1; positive regulation of blood vessel endothelial cell migration; inflammatory response
Cellular component (GO): external side of plasma membrane; CD40 receptor complex
Molecular function (GO): antigen binding; protein binding
Source: RefSeq, a predicted model, not a curated record
AACAGUGACACAGAGGAUGGGUAGAGUGAGUGAGAAGACAGAGAGAAGAAGAGAGCGAGAGGCACACCUUGAAGGAAGUUAACAAAAUAACGGAGAGAGAACAAAAGGAGCAUCAUAUCUGAAGGUAAAAAUUUGUAUGUUUUGUUAAAUUUCCAUUAUCUUUUAAUAUCACACCUUAUUUACUGAUAUGUGAAUAACCAGAUGGUGCAUUGAACUUUUAAAAACGCACCCUUCAUCUCAAGAUGGUGUUUGUACUGUACCGGACUACUUCAAAUCUGUCAACCAUGUUAACAUUUUCUCACUUUUUUCUCCGUAAGAUGGGACUUGUGCAAUACUGUGUAACUCUCCUGAUGUUAUCUGCACAAUUGGUGUUCACCGUGCCGCUGACAGAAAAGACAGAGUAUUGUCCAAUGGGUGGCAGACAGUGUAUAAGGUGCCCUGCAGGUGAGUAUCAGAAAUCAUGUGCAGAGUGUGAACCGUGUUCUACUGGAUGGUACACAUCUACCAUGAACUGUGAAGACAGCUGCCACCCCUGCUUCAAAGACUGCAGACCAGAUUACCAUUUGAAGGUGAUUAAGAACUGCACAGGCACGUCUGAUCUCCAGUGCGUCUGUGAGGAUGGCUUUGAAUGCGCUGAAAAUGUCACGCUCUCAGCCAACUGCAAGCACUGUGUCAAGAUCACAGUCAAAACCACAACUGCAGCCGUAAUCCUGGUCGAAGAUAAACAGACACCUUCCUCAGCUUCCUCAGCUUCCUCAGGGCAUAGCAGCACUUCCGCCGGACCCUGCUUAUUUCCCAAAUGCAGCCCUCAGCAUGUCACAUUGCCAAGAAACGGCACACGCAGAGAACAGAGUUACAGCAGUCUGCGGGCAGCCAUCUUGUGUCCAGUGGUUGCUAUGGGAUGCGUUGCCUUUGUGAUCCUGAUCUGUUUCCGUCGUACCGGGGAUGAAACAUACUUCAAGCAUGGUAUCGCAAAGCUGUGCAACAGGGGGGGUAAAAAUGCUUCUUACAAGUCGAAGGAGUCAACUCAUCAGUUCCCCAGAGACUCAUUCAGUGCAAAGCAGCAGCCAUCGUCCCUUUCAGCAGCCAAUCUAGGUCCAGUUCAUGUCCACAACCCGGGGACGGUCAUCUUCAGCUUGCUCAGUCAGUUUACAGGCCAAGUUGGCCCGACAAUUGAGGCGGGUAAGACAGCUGAGAGAGUGAGCAAUGAAGAAGAAGAUGACAGAGCCUGUCCUGUUUAUCAUCCCACAUCCUCACCUGGCAUUCACCUCUCUGAGGAGGAGAGAAGCGGAGAUGUUGACAGCUUUAUCUUUCCCUCCCAGGAGCAGGGGAAGGACUGUCACGUGUCCAAAGAGGAGGCGCUAUGAUACAUCGUUAAAAAAUCCCAGAGGAAUUUUGAUGAUGUCAUGUCUGCUGGCCUGCAGCCUGUUUCUAAGCACAUUCUUUUCAAGGAAGGAACUGUAAAACUGAAACAACAGAAUGAGUUUGGAGCAGAUUCAUCUUUCCCUGGAAAACUAUGAGGGGAUCUCAGCUCUCUGCAGUAACAUUUUUAUCUACGGGCUGUUGAAAGCAAACUCUGAACUUAAAUUGAAGCACAGCUGGGAGCUCCUUUGUAAGUUAUUUUUUUAAAUCUUGUGUAAAUACUCUUUGAUAAGCUCUGCCAGCCCUUUUUUUACCAGCAUGAGAUGUGGCUGUUUAAUGGUAUACCUAAAUAUUAGGCAUUUUGUUUGUAUCAAAAU